Molecule: messenger RNA, 1421 nt
Organism: Sodiomyces alkalinus F11
Lineage: Eukaryota; Fungi; Ascomycota; Sordariomycetes; Glomerellales; Plectosphaerellaceae
Product: multiple-like 3
Exons: 2
Coding region: 343-1398 (351 amino acids)
Cellular component (GO): membrane
Molecular function (GO): glycosyltransferase activity
Source: RefSeq, a predicted model, not a curated record
CCCUAUUCUUCGUCGUCCUCGAUUUUUGUCCUCUUUUGUCCUCCUUUCCCCUCCGCUCACACAUCCCCGAACUUGGUCAGCUCUCUAUUUUCAACGUUUAAAGUCCUUCCCGGCCGGCCCUUCUACCAAUCCAUUACCUUACCUGUCUGUGCUAGGCUACGCUGAGCCGCAGUUCUUGUUGCUUUCCCUCCGUUGCGCUGCGUCGUGCUGCUCCUCGCGGGGGCGACCGACAAGCCGCUGCAUCCCACGCGCUGACCAACCCGAGCCGACAAGUCGACGAGCCGAACCCAACAAACGACCGAUUGUCACUGGCCCAUCAUGGCCAAAUACAAAUACACAUACAUGAAUCUCCUCGCCGGGAGGAAUCCACGACUCGUGGGUAGGGCGACCUUGCUCGCCCUGGCCUUCACCGCCAUCGCCGGCUUCGUCAUCCUCCUUGUUGGCUUCUCCCCCGCUUGGGAUCUGCCGUGGAUUGUCAAGGGCAGUGGUAACUCGAAGACGGUCGACUUGUUCCCCCGACCUGCUCCUCCGACGCCCAAGAUUCCUCUCUGUAACGUGGACACACACCGUGCUGGCGUGGCCGAGUUCUUGGAGGCGGCCGAGGCGAAAUAUGCCAAAUUGCGCGACGACAAGUUCACUAUCGCGAUUCAGACCUAUCGUCGCCCGGUAGAACUCAACACGACCCUGACAACAAUCCUCUCCUCCCCGGACGUCCCCUCCCUCCACGAGGUCGUCGUGGUCUGGAACAACCUCGAAGAGACCCCGCCGGCCAAUUUCACGUCAGACCGCGGCGUCCCCGUCCGUUACCGCCGCUCACCGCGCAACAGCCUCAACGAGAAGCUCAAGCCCGACCCGGACUUCCAGACCCAGGCCAUCCUGCUCUCGGACGACGACGUGUUCUUCUACCCGUCGGACCUCGAGUUCGUCUUCCAGUCGUGGCGCAAGUUCGGCCGCGACCGCCUGGUGGGCGGCCUACCGCGCUGCGCCUGGGUCGACGACCGCGGCGACUGGCGGUACGACAUGUGCGACAAGAAGAAGGACGAGUACGCCAUGAUCAUCACGAACCUGGCCUUCGCCCACGUCAAGUUCCUGGACUACUACACGCUGGCCGAGGACGAGGCCACCAAAGCCAUCCGGGCCCACGUCGACGACCACCUCAACUGCGAGGACAUUGGCAUGAACUACGUCGCGUCCAUGCUGACCCGCACGGGGCCCCUGUUGGUCCGCGGCCAUCGGGAGUACCAUAACUUUGCGCCGCGUAUGAGCAUCAGCGGGAAGCCUGGUCAUCUCGUGGCCCGGUCGAAGUGUCUGAAUAUCUUUGCGGAGUUGUUUGGCUGCAUGCCUCUGAUCAACGAGACGGCUCGGGUAGAACGGGGUGUCGUGCCACGGCGUGUAUAGGGUGGUUUUGUUCCGCCGGGGGG